UCGGGUGACGCCCUGGCGCACGCCGCCGCCGUGGGAGCCGCCGCCCCGCUCAUCCCGCUGUGCCAGGUGUUUGCGCGCGUGUCACCCGACCAGAAGGAGCUGGUGGUGAAGACGCUGCGGGGCACGGGCGCGGUGACGCUGAUGUGCGGGGACGGCACCAACGACGUGGGCGGACUCAAGGCGGCCCAUGUGGGGGUGGCGCUGCUGAGUGCCAGCGAGAGCGCCGCAUCCAAGCAGCGCGGCAAGAAGGGCGCCAAGAAGGCGGGGGGCGCGGGGGCAGGCGAGGCGGGGAGCUCGGCAGCCGGUGGACCAGCAGCAGCAGCAGCGGGGGCGGGGGCGCCCGGCGGCAAGCUGCCCGCGGGUCAGGAGAUGCUUGCCAAGCUGCGCGCCUCCAACCGGCCCAUCACCCCGGCCGCCGAGCGCAUGGCCGCCUACCUGGAUCGCAUGGAGGCUGCGGGCGCCGCCGCGGGGGGCCCGGGGGGGCUGGAGGGGGAGGUGCCCAUGCUGAAGCCGGGGGACGCGUCCAUGGCCUCGCCCUUCACGGCCAAGGCGGUUUCGGUGCAGCCGUGCACGGACAUUAUCAAGCAGGGCAGGUGCACGCUGGUCACCACGGUGCAGAUGUUCAAGAUCCUGGGCCUCACCUGCCUCUCCACCGCCUACAGCCUCUCGGUGCUGUACCUGCAGGGCGUGAAGCUGAGCGACACGCAGGCCACUGUGAGCGGCAUGCUGUCCGCCGCGCAGUUCCUGUUCAUCAGCCAGGCCAAGCCACUGGACAGCCUCAGCCCCGUGCGCCCGCACCCCUCCAUCUUCAACGCCUACUUCUUCGGAUCGCUGCUGGGGCAGUUCGCCGUGCACCUGGGCCUGCUGAUCUACUUUUACCGUAUGGCUCUGGCCGCCAUGCCCUCCGGCGAGCGGCUGAGCUCGGAGGCGGAGUUCAAGCCCAACCUUGUCAACACGGUGUGCUACCUGGUGCAGGCGGUGGUGCAGAUGAUGACCUUUGCCGUCAACUACGUGGGGCACCCCUUCAACACCUCCAUCGCGGAGAACCGCGGCCUCUUCAACAGCCUGCGCAUCUCCGCCGCCUUCCUGUUCGUGGUGGCAACGGAGCUGAUGCCCAGCAUCAACGCCUCGUUCGGCAUGGUGGAGAUCCCGGAUAACAUCAAGUUCCAGCUGGUGGUGCUCUCCUGCGUCGCCUUCCUCUUCACAUGGCACCUGGAGCGGCUGCUGCGGGCACUGUUCCCCGCACCCGUGCCGCCGCCCAAGGGCUACAUGGUCUACCAGGCCGACCUGCAGCGGCUGCAGCGGCGACAGCUGGAGGGAAGCAAGAAGCGGGAUUGAUGUGGCUGAGGCUGAGGGGGAUGGGAGGGGAGGCUGGAGGUGGAGUGCGGUUGUUUCGCUGUGGUUAUGGAUGGACUACAAUUGCAGCGGCAGAAGAGGAAGAGUGCAGAAGCAGCAGGUGGUGCUGCUAGGUGUAGGGAAACGCGGGAGUGAUGGGCCGGAGGGUUAAUGGGUGGCUAGUGAUGGGGCUUUCACUUUAGGAGUGGGGUGCGGGUGGGGGGUGGUAAUCUAUCUUCUGCUGCAGCCGUGUGAAACGCUGCUCGGUUGCUUUGUGCGCUAACUCGGGUGUUAAUGUCGCUCACGUAACUUAGCGAAGGAUGGAGGACGGGGUGAAGUGGAGUGGCAUCAGGAUGUGAGGCAUGGGUGAGGGGGACGGAUGGCAGCAGCCUCAGCAGCAGGUGGCAGGCUCCCACAACCGCCGCUGCUGCGGGUAGGUGCAGGUAGGUGCGUUCGUGCAGUGAGACGCAUGUUGGGGCAGCCCUCUUGCCGGGCCUUGAGGAAGGUGGGCUACAAGGAAAGGGUAUGUUCGGGAUUGUGGACCUGUAUGUGACAAGAGAUGGCGGUAGAGCGGUUGAGGUCUUUACACAGGGGGAGAACGGGGCAUGUGAGGCCAAGAUGGAGGAGGUUAACGCAGGCAAGGAAAUGCCCUGUUAAGACUCUGCUACCGGACCGGCUUUGCUACCUGUCGGCUUGCGUAUAACAAAACGAGGCAGCCGUCAAUUGCGCCCUACAGCGCCAUGUAAGGGCAUGAGGGAAG
This is a messenger RNA of Astrephomene gubernaculifera, 2095 nucleotides long. Lineage: Eukaryota; Viridiplantae; Chlorophyta; Chlorophyceae; Chlamydomonadales; Astrephomenaceae. The record is from the annotation of a GenBank genome assembly.